CGUGCGCGUUGGUGUUCGCCAGGCUACGCAAUUGGGAGAGGAGUGUAGCUGUUAGGGGUUUUCGUACCGAAUUUGUCGGGUAGUAGAUAUUUCCAACUUGUCAUGUUUCCAUUUUCACAGUAACACACUUACUCGUGCGUGUGCGCCACCCACCAAAUGUCAGGCAUUAUGGCGAGAACGCCUUUGCGAAGUGAUGGACGGAACCGUUUUUCCUUAUCAUAAAGUUGUUAUCAUUCCUUGUGGUUGGAUCGCCUGAAAACUUGAAGGGGUGGGCGGGGACGAGGGACUUCAGUUUUAGGAAGAAGUGAAGGAAAGAGGACUGAUUCACUGAACGUGUCAAGCCUUAUUUGAAGGAGUAGGUGGAAGGAGGGGCUGUCACUUUCGAGAAAGGGUCGAGGGAAAGGAGGAGCACCUCCGUGGUUGAGUGGAGCCGAGCAGGGGCAGCCGGAGUUCGAGGCAGCCUGAGACAUGGCGGCAGCGGCGGGAGCAGGAGGGGUCAGCACCCUGCCCACACUACCUGAUACUGGCGGCAACCCCUUCCCCCCGGGAUCAUUCAAGGAACCCAAGAGACUCUAUUGUAAGAAUGGUGGCUAUUUCCUGAGGAUCUUGCCGGAUGGCAGAGUCGAUGGAACCCGCGAGAAGAAUGAUGGCAACAAACAUGGGAAGAAAUCGCAGUACCUGGAGAAAAUCCAUACAGUCACAGGGAGGACAUUUAAACUGCAGCUGCAGGCAGAAUCUAUUGGAGUUAUAUCAAUCAAGGGAAUUUGUGCCAAUCGUUACCUUGCUAUGAAUGAUGAUGGCAGAUUGUAUGGAUCGAGGUUGCCAACAGAUGAUUGCUUCUUUUAUGAAAGGUUGGAACCAAAUAACUACAAUACAUAUCGUUCAAAGAAACAUGAAAAUUGGUAUGUUGCUCUUAAAAGAUCUGGACAGUACAAACCCGGGCCAAAAACUGGACCAGGACAGAAGGCAAUUUUGUUUCUGCCAAUGUCUGCAAAGUGUUCCUAACUAUCUACUUCCAGCAUUUUCCUUUUUAAUUUAAAAAGAGUGAUUUCACUUUUGAUAAGACUUUUAUUGCUGUGAAAGGUACAAGUGUACACAGUAUUGUGUCGACAUGGUCUUGAUGUUCUGGCAGUUUUACAAACUGCACUAAAUCAACUGUGCACUAUCAGGCUACAUAAAAUGUGAUUUUAAUGAAGUGUCAUCACAUCUUUGUUUCUUUAAAUCGCACAGAUAACAUUAAUUUAAAAAUGUUCCUUAUAUAACCCAAUAUACUGGUUUAUGUAAUAAUUUGUUAAUACUAUCUGAUAACUACAACUUGACUGAAAGAUGCAGUUAAUGCAGUAUUGUAGUAUUUAGGUGAAUGGUUACAUUUCUGUGACCACUGGUCAAGUUUUGUUUGAUUGGCUUAAUAGAAUCCAAAAUGCUGUUGUUUCCUAUGCAGACCUUUAAUGUACUGCCAGAUUAAAACAUUUCUAGUUUUCAUAUAAUCUUAUAGUUAAUUGGUUCUUCGCUCCAUGUGGUAUUUGCAACUUUAUAAAUAUCUAAUCUUUAUGUAUCAUCAAUCACCAUCAGAAGGUUUGGAGCAAGUGUUCUCUGUUCAGUUGGAGAUACAGUUCUGUUUUUCUUGGGGUUACUUGCAAACUUCUUACUUGUGGUAUACAAAUAGCUCCUUGUGUUUUGUAAAUUGUAGAUUUGUGUAAAGAAAGUAACAGAAUGUAGGUUGUAAAUUAGACAUGUAAAUUGGAUUGGUCCUUUUAUUUUUUAUGGCUAUGGUUGUGAUCAUCUUGAAAAGCUGUCUCUUAGAUAUUAACUAAAAUUAGUGCAGUUUAGGCAUGUUACAAAAAGAUAAUGCACCUUAUGUAUUAUAUACUUUCUGAUUCAUAUACAUUUUACAUUAAUAAAUGUAGUUGCAGUGAAGGGACAAUUAUAUAUCUAACGUCCUCUGGACUGUGUUCCAGAGCUUGUGGCAAGUAUAAAAGGACUAAAUUUCACUAAAAGAGCUUUUUAAUCCCUCUGUUAAGAGUGCAUUUGGAAUCUGUCUUUGUUAACUAUAGUGGGAUUAUAGGUAACACUGAAAUACAUGUCAUAAAUGAUUACCUUUAUUCUUCCUUACUCUUUUGUUUUGAAUUGAAUAUUCUUCAUUGUCCCUAAUGUUAAUUAAAAAUGGCUUUAAAAAUAUUAAUUUUACAUUGAUUUAAAGCAGUGUUUUCAAAUUGCAUGCCAUAUGCAUGUAUCUAUUAUUGGCCCAACCACAAAUUUCAUUCUCAUGCCACCAUUUUCAUACCAAGCUGAUAACAUAAAAUUAUUCUGCCCAGCUAGUUUUGCAUCAGGUCUUGCUCUCUAAUUGAUCUUUGCUUGUUGAACUACAUUAGCUCCCGAUCUCGAACUCAAAUUCUCAGCUUUUUUUUUAUUGAGAUUCCUCCUUGACAUCACAUCUUUCCAUCUUUGGAAUAAUUUCCAGACAUGCAAAUCUCAAAGACCUUACACUGCCAUUUCUCGCAUCCUGCAGUUCCACUUUCUUCUGUCCUGAUGAAGGGAUUGUUUAACUGAAUAGAGGACAAGCUCUGAAUUUCCCUUGCUAACACCCUCUGGCUUCCUACCUAUUUCCCUAUGACCUUUAAGAUAUUUUCAUCUACUCUGUCUGAUUUGGUUUUGGGUAUCUGAUGAUUUAUCACUUGAACAUCAUUUAGACAUUUCACAGGUUCUCUGUCUUGCUGGGGCCACAAGUAAAGGAUGUGCUUGUGAGCCACGUACCCACAGUUGUAUCGUGUUGCUGGUAGCUCGUAGAGAUGCUUCCACACAGUUCCAGACCUUGGUUCAGUCUGGGGUUUGCACAUUUUCCCUGUGAUUGCAUGUUUUCCUGGGUCCUCCAGCUUUGUCCCAUAUUGCUAAAGACAUACACCUCGAUAGGUUAAUUUCUGACUGUACCCCUAGUGUGUAGGUGAGUGGUAGAAUUAAUGGAAAUAUGGGUAGAAUGACAUUACGAUCAGCAUGGACUCAGCUGUAAUUAAGGCCUGUUAAUGUUGUAAAACUAUCUCAUUCAGCCUAAUUAGUUAGUUUUGUCUUAUCUGCGAACACAGAUUUGUUUGUCUGAACCUGAAUGUUCGGACAUCUCAAAAAGGGAAUAAACAGGAAAUUACAUAAACUGGAGGUCCCAGAAGCUUACAAAGUCAGUUUUACUACAUGUAUUAUUAGUAUUUCUGUGUCUUUUACACAUUCUGUAAAGAGUAUGGUUAGAUAGAGGGUCAAUCAGUGAACUAGAGUAGAGAAGGGAUGUAACUCUGGAACCAGUGGUGAUGGGAGAAAAACACAAAAGCUGAGAAGAGGGAAAAAAAU
Messenger RNA from Hypanus sabinus (Atlantic stingray), 3336 nucleotides. It is a transcript of the gene fgf2, whose product is annotated as fibroblast growth factor 2. Gene Ontology annotation, cellular component: cytoplasm. Gene Ontology annotation, molecular function: growth factor activity; fibroblast growth factor receptor binding. Lineage: Eukaryota; Metazoa; Chordata; Chondrichthyes; Myliobatiformes; Dasyatidae. The transcript is spliced from 4 exons. Bases 469 to 1005 code for a protein of 178 amino acids. The record is from RefSeq and is a predicted model, not a curated record. Gene Ontology annotation, biological process: fibroblast growth factor receptor signaling pathway; regulation of cell migration; positive regulation of gene expression.